AUGUUCUCAGCACUCGAAAUGACUGCGAACUCGGAUUGGCCUUCAAACGAUCACAGAGUUUCUCUUCCCGACGGCCGAUUUCGUGGUUUGUUUUGACUUUUUUUCUGGUAAUGUGACAUGUAGUAAACUGAAAAAUUUCACCACACAGCAUUUAAAAAUUAAAGUUUUUUUUGGCCGGUGGUAAUGGUCGGAAAACAAAAUGUAAUUAAAAAUCAUCUCUCUGGAAGUCACUCUUCAAUCUUUGUCAAAGUAUGGUUAUUUAAAAGCUGCUGGAUAUACGUUUUUUGGAAUCAGAUACAUCCAAUUUGCAUGCAUCGUAGUCGCAAUAAAGUUUUGGCGCCGAUUCGAAUUUAUUCCAAAAGUUUGAAUUUUCGCAAAGUUUAUCUCUAAAUUCAUUAAAAAUUUUGCAGAGCACAUUUUUUUGAGCUGUUAUUGCCUCAAAAAGUUUGAAUCCAGGAAGCGUGAAAAAAGAUUCGAAACCUCAAGAAUUUGAUUUCGCGCCAAAAACGCAUCGGUAUUUUAAGAUUUCAAACUUUUACUACAAUUCUAAAUAAGGUUUUGAAGUUUUCAAAGAGCUUUGAAACCUUUGAAAUUUUGUGGUAGGUGCUCCUUCGGAACUCCUUGAAAUUGAAAAUACCUGCUGAGAUAGACGGACUCCUGAAAAAAAAACUCUCGAAAUUGUGCAGAAAAAGUCUUCAAGAAGAUGAAAUUUUUAUUACACUCUCUCCCGGGUUUUUGGCUCAAAACUGUCUGUAAAUGUUUUAUUUCUUCGUCUUCGAGGACUCUUCUCUGGAAUGUCCAACCACAGAAGCUCACCCUAGUUCUGCGUAGUUCACGUUACAGUUUUCUAUUCAAAUUUUCGAAAAAUAUGCUUCAGUCUAAACUUUAUAUUUUCAAACCCGACAGUCAAAACAACUGAAAAAUCGCCUUAUCGGUAAGAAUUCAUGCCUAUCUUGUCCAAAGAACAAAUAUAUCCAUAACUUCAGGUGUUUCCGCUCUGAAACUUCGAAACAACAUUUUCCUGUCCUACGAAUUUCUCAUUACCUUUUUCUUGUAUGAGGCUAAACUGUUGAAAAAAACAAUUAUGAUCAAAAAAUGAAAACUUCAAAAAUCUAGAACUUUUUUUCUCAAUUUUUUGAAGUGGAUAUGGUUUCUGGCCAUUUAUUUUAAUAUAAGAAAGAAGAAGGAAUAUUCCGUUUAAUAAAAAGACAGCAGCGUCAAUUUUCGGAAAAUUUUUUCUACGGCUCGAUGAAUAUCCAUUUUUUCAAAAUUUUUCAACUUUCAAUGAGCUUAACUUGCGGUAAUUUCGACCAAAUCGAACAAAAAUGAAGUGCAAAAAAACAUGCAAAUUUCAUUAUAUAAAUCAUAGAAAUUCGUCCAAACCUAAAUUUUUUUUUCACCAAUUUGGACUUGCUGAAUGUUGUGCUGACCGUGUUCCAUUUCGGUCUACUUAUAGUCUACCGCGGCCCCGCCUCUCCGGAGCGCGCGAACUCUUGGCACCUCUGCCAUCGCGACUCGCAUACCCAGCGUUCUUUUAUUUUUAUCUAACCUCGCCUGCCUGUAUCCGCGCUCUCCACGUGCAAACCAAUCUCAGCUCGCCAUCAUCGGUGGAUUUCGUUUUUACCUUAUGAAAUCCGAGAGAUUGUAGCUUUAAGUUUAUCCCGAUUAUUCUGACAAAUUGCGAUAACCUCUGAAAAAAUUUUUUUCGAUCCGAGUAUGAAUAUUUGCAUUCAAUUUCCAAAGCCUUCGAUUGUUUCCGAAGUCGAAUGGAUGUACGAAAAGGUGGAGACAUCUCCCAUUGAGCUUCAGAAAUUUCCUUGGGGAGCCUUCCCAUUCUUCUAUUGUUCCUCUCAGCCGUUCGCCUCGAAAAAGUCAUGUUACUGUAUUUCUGAGAUCUCUUCGAACACUGAACAUUUUUUUUUCGUCAUUCUCUUUUCUCCGAUCUCAUGUAGUUGUAGUUUUAGGAUCAUAUUAAGCUUGCGAAAGCAGCUUAAACCUCGAGAGACCUUUUCUAAUUUUCGUUAAAUGGUCUUCUGUCGAGGUUGAGAAUCUCUUAUUUAUGAAUAUUUUUUUCUCUACACUUGAUCAGAAAUAAUAGUUUUUUUCUAUAGGUAUCCAUAACUUUUUGUUGAAACUUUUACUAAGGUUUUUGACCAAACCGGUAUGUUUAUAUGGCCUGUGACUUUCUAAAGAUUCCCUAAAAAAUCCUUGUUGAGAUUUAGAGCUUUUUUUGAAACAUCACAAUUUGCGUUGAAUCAACUUCGAGUUUUCAGAAGCGUUUUAAUUUUUUACUUGUUCUUUUUUUUCCGAAUAAUGCGAUAAUAUUUCAAAUUACAGGUAUGAACUUUGAUGGUCUUGGUACGCCUUCGCCUGCUUCAUCUCAGGUCUCACCGACGGUCUACGAGCCAACGACGGUAGAAUCGAAUACGAUGACAUCCCAGGCUCCCGCGCCAAACAUCAUCUACCUGAAGAACGUGUCCCACAGUCCGCAACAAGCUUGGGCUCCGGCCAAUUAUCCGCAAGUUCAUGUCAGUGGAGCUUUAGUGUUUCUGUGUGUAAAAAAAAUUUCUCGUUUCGAGCUUGAGGAAUUCGAAUUUUUUAGAAAAAACUAACGGUCUUUUCAGAGGAAAUUUUUCUGUUCACAGUUCAGUUCAUCCAAGGAAAAAAACGAAGUUACUUGUAAUUUUGCAGGGCUCUACGCCGUAUGCUCCAAUGGCAGCUGCCACGCAGCCCGAAUACAAUUACAUGCACUCGUACAAGCCGUUGGAACCGAUCCCACAGCCGCAGAACUAUUUCUGUGACUCCUAUGGGUCUUACCACGGCCAGUCACUCUAUCCCGACGCUUCCAAAACAACUCAAAGCGGCGAGUUUCCCGACCUCUGCUUGAGAUUAUCGUUCACCUCAGAGCCUUCAAAAAUUAUCUUUGCCUUUUUGAUAAGAACGAAAAAAACUUCUCACAAACUUCCUAGCAAAAGGUAGAUUUCAAAAAGAUAAAGUUUCAAAAAAAAACAUUUUUCCAUGAUUUCUUUUUUUUUCCGAUCACUUUACAUUGCUACUUUUAAUGAAAAAAAAACGCAAUAAGUCGUUACUUGCGCCUACAUUGGAUAAAAAGUGGCAGUUUUAUGAUGCUCCGAUUUACAAUGCUCGACCAGAGCGCAUUGUACCGAGAGAAAGAGCAGGAGGUGUGGCGGAGCGUCGGCUUCUAAAUCGUUUCCCGCCGAGACACUGGAGACGCCGAGCAAAAAUAAGGCGAGAGCAGGCUACGGUCCGAUGGCACAAAGCGGCGCGUUGCGCAAGCGUUCGUCUAAAUCCCCAGCGACUGUGUAGCAUCCAUUCAAUCGAUUGCGAGCCCUGUCCGAUUCCCACAGGUUCAAUCGAACGCCGCUUUUGUUUUUGCCGGUUUUCCGAGAUGGGAAGAACUGAGCCGUCGUUAAGAUGAAAGCGUCAUGAGAACAAUGCAAGAAAAGAUAUGUGACAGCUACAAAAAAAAACCAAGCUUAAACGGGAGAAACGGGAAUGAUCUGAAAAACAGGAUCUCCUUUUUGUCGAGGAGCAUUUUCAUGAAGGUUCAUUCAAGUGGCGCAUUUUAACUUGGAAGCUUAACAAGAAGUAUUUCCACUUUAAAUUCUGAAGUUUUUCGAAAAAAAAUUCUCUAGGUUUUCCUUGAAGGUUUCAAGAUCAAGCUUCCACAAAACGAAUUCAAAAAAAUUAUUAACUUUCUUCUUUGUUGAUCAUAAACAAAUCUAUCGUUAUAAUUAUUCAACUCUUUUCAGAACCGGUGUCUUCCGCGAUUUCCCCCUCCGUGACAACCAAACCGAUUACUCCAUGCAAGGUCUGUGGCGACAAGGCAAGCGGCUUCCACUACGGCGUCACCUCUUGUGAAGGCUGCAAGGUAAACUCUCCUGCUAACAUCCAGAGUAAUAGCUCGAAAUAUUUUAAAACAAUAAUUUUUUAACAAGUUUUAAAAUCGCUAAAUUUUAUUCAAACCCAACAAAUAAUCAACUUUUAAAAACUUUCUAAAUUUUUUCUUUAAUUUCCAAGGAAACGAGCUAGAGGACAACUAGGCCCUUUGAUUUAACUUUAUGAAUUCCUACUGAUAUACCGAGCAAUUCUUGUGGCUACGAAAGUUUCUAUAUCUGCGCAUAGUUUUCCAGUAAGUAAAAAGCUUUAAUUUUCCCGGUUUCGCAUCAAGUCAGCGUCCGGAGAUGUUAUAUCAAAACGGAAUAAAACAAUAGGUGUUUGAACUUUCAACAUAUUUUUGAAACCGCGUAUACUGUUAGAUUGAGCCACAACGGGUCUCCCAAAAUAGUUCCGAGAUUUCUUUCCACGCUACCUACAGUACCCACGCAGGUAGAAAAAAACUACGCAUCGAGAGUCUCUCCUGCGAUCUCGUUAUUUGCGCAUGUUUCUCUGCUCGCGUCGUCCAUCUCAAGUUAUCGUACUGCCUUGUUUCUUUCGUAGAUGGCUGUGUGUUGCGCAAUCGCAUAUAUGAGCCGCAAAUCAACAGCCAUUUUCUCCCUCUUCCUCUUUCUUGUACAAAUUUGCAUGUUGGAUGAGCACAAAACAAGUUGAGGUAGCGGCUCAGAAAAGGAAGAAUCUUGAACAAAGGCCGUAAGAUAAAGGUUCCCUCUGGUUUAUUAAAACUAACUAAGUGUUUUGGACUUUACACUAUUGAAAUACCAUGAAAGAUAAUAUAGAUACAAUUUUCAUGUAUAAAUAUUCACAAAAAUAAGUGGGGAAGAAGAUAGGCUAAGUAAGAUACAGAACUUUUACAGAAAAAAGGAAACUUUUUGGAAUAAAAACGAUUGAAAAAGGUAUAAUUCUGAGAAAAAAUACUCUAUCAAAAAAGUAAAACCGGUACCGAAUCUCAAAUAAUUGUAAAGACACCGACGAUCAGAACAACAUUAAAAAAAAAACGGAAUUCCCACAUAAAAGCCCUAGUUCUUGAAUAUUUUCAAAUCAAAACCAAAAAGGAUAUUGAUUAGUCUAUUCUGAAAAAAAUUAUGAACAAAUAAAAAAGGAAUGCAUCGAUAAUUUCGUCAAUCAACAUCAUACUUUUUGAAACAAGAGUUCUAGGUUUUCGGAUUCAAAAUGAAGUAUCAGAAAAAAUGGCGCGCCACUUAAAAACAAGAUCCGACAUGUGUUCGUCAGAGACAUGUUUUUUUCGAAGAGUAAAUUGUUCAAAUCGCCGUUCACCUCUGGAAAUAAAUGACCACAGGAAAAGAUUGAAAUUUUCGAAUUUCUCUUCGUAAUUCGAACUUGGAUUUUUCAGGGCUUUUUUCGACGGAGCAUCCAACGCAGAAUGGACUAUCGCUGUCUUAGAGACUCGCAGUGUUCCGUCAAUCGCCAAAACCGGAACCGAUGCCAAGCUUGCCGCUUCAAAAAGUGCAUUGAAGUUGGAAUGACCAGGGAAAGUAAGUUUCUUCUCGAAGGGUGUUUCCUACGUUUUCAGCGAAAGCACCGGCGAUGCGGUAUUCCAAAUCGUCUAAGAAAAAGGCAAAGACCGUCGACCACGAUCUGUCAGGCGAUUCCGAAGGCAGGAACGAAGUUUCGUCUAGUACUUCCCCUGAACCUGUCAAACUUGCUUCUGAGUACUAUGUGGUAAGUUUGUUGCUAGUUUUUAAUUUUUGGAUCUCAACAAAAAAUUGCAUACUUGUGGAACUUUUUAAAAGAUUGUAAAAAUGUGCUGUAUCAUUAAAAAUUUUUCAGCUUCAGGAUAGUUUUAAUUUGAAAAUGGUCUCUAUCUCAGAAUAGGAAGAUAAAUUGAACUAGGUUCGAACGUCCUAUCUGCAAUGAUUAUUCUUUCAGGCGAUUCAAACUCUGAUAGUAGCUCACGAAGAAGACACGACAAAAACGAACUUCAAUCUGGUGAACAUGGAACAUACCCUUCUCGAUAUGGUAGCGAAAAAGUUGAUUUUCUAGCGAAACGCUGUGAAUUUUAGGGUUUCGCGGCUGACUGGAACUUGACACAGAAACGACUGAGUAGUUGGCAGACGUUUUCUACGCAGACGGUCUCCGAGUACCAGACUGCAGUGGACCUUGCCAAGAAGAUUCCAGGCUUCUCGUUUCUCAACUCCGAAGACCAGCUUGUACUAAUUAAGGUGAGAACAGGUGACUGGACUAUUGCGCGAUAGCGACAUCUCACAAACAAAGCGCCGCCCGCCGCUCCACUGCAGCCGCUCAUUAGAGCAAGAUUAGGACUUGGUACGUCCGAAUCCGCUGAAUAAUUAGAGGAUUUAUCUAAGAUGGGAAUCAACGGAGUUUCCAUGAAAUAUGAAACUUGCACUACGCAGUUUUCUUGCUGAAAAAAACCCCACCUUAUAGAAAAAGCUUCCCAAAGCUUGAAGUACAUAAUGAAAAAAAUCCUUCAAAAAAAUUCUUUUUGAAAGAUCCGAUUUCUAAGCGGUUUAUUUUCAAAGUUCUGAUUUGGAGCUGCUCUUGAUAACUGAUAUUUUCUCAGUUUCACUGCUUUCCUGAACUUUUAUAUUGAUUUUAUUAGUUCAAUUUUUGCUAUUUCCCCUUGAAAAUCUAAGCUAGAAAAGCCAAAUUAUAGCUCUUCAAAAGCACAUGAAAGAUCAUAGUCUUGUAAGAAAAACGAUAGUUCAAAGUCAAGUUGAAAAACUUUCAGAAAUCGAUGUUUCCGGUGUUUUUGGUCCGAGCGGCUCAGCGACUAUCAACUGACGGAUUUUUGCUAACAAAUGGAUUUUUCGUCGACAAGAGCUGUUUGGAUCUGCUUUACGGAAACUUGGCGGACCGAUUGAUUGACUUUGUGCAAAAGCUGAUUUCUCUCGGUUUGGGCCACGAGGGGAAGGCAGUGUUAAUCUCCGCUCUUUUCACACGGACCGGUAAGACUUUCGAUAUAUUAUCUUCCUCAUUUUCUGUGUUUUCAGAAGCAAACACGUACUACCAUUCUGCCAUCGAAAUAAGUAGAAUCCAUGAAAAGUCGCUAGAGUAUUUGAAAGGUCUUCUCAAAAAUGACGCCGUCUACGAUCGCGUUAUGAGCGUCUGUGGGGAAUUGGCCGAAAUCAGUAAAUCUCAAAAAAGUUUUCACGUUCACCAUGAUUUGUUUUAGACGCUCUUCUCGACAUUGAAAUGGAGUUUCUCCGCUUCAACGUUCAUCAAGUCUGCCUUCCGGAACUUUUUGCGGAAAUUCACAACAUCAACUACGGAAUGGUCCCAACUUAUACCACAGAGGUUGAAAUUCAAAACUGAUUUCUAUAAAAAGGUUUCUUUACAGCAAUUUCAAUAUGACCAGCCUUACCUCCAGUGCUAA
This is a messenger RNA of Caenorhabditis auriculariae, 7273 nucleotides long. The record is from the annotation of a GenBank genome assembly. Lineage: Eukaryota; Metazoa; Nematoda; Chromadorea; Rhabditida; Rhabditidae.